GUGGGGGGGGAGGAUGGAGGGAGAAGCAUAAGGAGAAGAGAGCGGUGUGAAAGACUCCUCUGCUCCAUUCCUAUCCUCUCACCAUUUUCUUGGAUUUUCCCAGUUUCAUAUAACGUUGCAAUCAAGCCGAAUUUGAUAAAGGGCCAGCGGCAGGAAAAGUGCUUUAAUGAGGACCCGGAGGGCUGCAUGUGAUUGGUAGAAAAGGUGAUUGCCAGCUAUUGGAUCUGAGAUCUGAAUUCCACCAGGUGGCCAAGGGAGGAGGAUGGCUGUGGAGAGUUUUACUGAACUGCUACAUAAGCUGAAAGAGGUCCAUGAGCAGGAGCUGGAAGGUUUGCAGCAGAAGGUGCUCGAACUAACCAAUAAGAAAAACUGUGAUGCAAAGAGACUGGAGGAGCUGUACAACAGGAACCAGCAACUGAGAGAGCAACACAAGAUACUCACAGAAAACAUAAAACAGCUAGAAAACAUGUUACGAGCUGGGUUGUGUGACAGGUGUACAGUCACUCAAGAGAUGGCUAAGAAAAGACAGCAAGAGUAUGAAUCCUCCCACCUCCAGAGUCUGCAGCACAUAUCCAUAAUGGUGGGUGAGAUCAACACAUUGAUGAAAGAGAAUGAAAGACUGAAAGAGGAGGUGAAAAGUCUACGAAGACGGAUAGAGCAGCAGAACGGUCACUCAGAGAGAGCAGGAAGCCCUGAAGUUAAGCACUCUCCUGACCUUACAGCCACAUCUCUGUCCAUGGCCUCCUCUGUCCUGAAGAAUGAUCACUCAGCACCAGGGGGCGCCAUUACAACAGCAGCCAUUGUGAAGCAUGAGCCUGAACACAACCAAAGCCUAGAGACUCCAGGUGACAGACAGGAGACAUCAGACAAAGAGCACAAACGGUUACAAGGGUGGAGUUUAACACACCUUUUGGAGUCAAGUAGACAGCCAACUUUUGCAACAAACCAAACAGCAUGGAAAGAGAGAAGAGCAGUUAGCAUGGACUCCUUGGAGACUCGUCCAUCCCCCACUUCACCUUCCAUCCCUCUUCACCUCCGUCUUCUGAAGCACAACCCCCUGUUCUCACCCAGGCACUCUGAGGACCGGCCUGCCCUUGUGUCUGUUCCAUUGCGACCCCAUCCAAUCAAAACCACCCCAUCCAACCUGCCCUGGCCCCUGCCUGAACGGUCAGAUUGGGUGUCAGUGGUGAACACUGGCACCAGCGGUGGCGUGGUGGUCAGUCCGAACCCGAAGCAUGACUCUGGCUCUCCUGUACUUCGCUUUUCAAGCCUGGUUCCACCAGGCCUUGAGUCCCACCUACCAUCUCGAAGCCCUGCCCACCCACGACCCAUCUGCCCAUACCCAAAGAACCUCCUUGAGGCAACAGAUACCAAAGAAAAGAGAACACCUCCAAGCUCCUGGACAAGCUCCCAGUAUGAGAGGAUCUUUGGUGAAAAUCUACGAGAAGGAGAUGAAGAGGCACCUUUGGAUCUGUCCAAUGCCAGCCCCAAAGUCAAAGAAACAGAGAUGAAUUCGGUGUCAUCUUCAUCACCUCCAGCUCCACUCUCUUCACCAUCUUCAGCUCAGUAUGCCUCUAGUCCUCAGAGUGAUCUCCAAACAGGGGAUACAAAGCUACAGAGAGAAGAGACUGGAGAAAGACAUAAUAACGAAGUGGGAGAGGAGGGAAGUGAGAAGAAUGAGAAUGUAGACACAGAAAACCUCAAAAUCCCCACUCUGACCAUUUCACUUCGUCCAGUUGUGGUCCUAGAGUCAUUAAAAUCAACAGGACAGCUGCAGAAAGAGCAGGACAUGGAGAGAGACAGCAGCCCAAAAGACCAGGACGAAAAAGAAGAUAGCAAACAAGUGAUAGUGAAGAAGAGACCAGGCCAGACUUUUGAAGCCUUUCCAUGGUGCCCACUAAAAGAAAAGAAACUGAGGACAACACUACUGCCACAGGGGACCAACCAUGGAGACUCAGAGCAGGACUGAGCUCAGUGUCAUGUACAAGAUAUCGUCUUUCAGUACGGUCUACAAAAAUCCUAGUGCAUGUCCUUCAGCACCUAUGCAUCAAAGAUUCAUCUGAUGUUCUUCUGAAUUGCUGGAGAGAGGGAAAAAAAGCCUGCCCCUCAUCUAUUGCACGAUAACAGCAGGCAGACCAGAAAUCACACAGGAAAGACAAAAAAAAUCUAAUUUUAGCACUCUGAAUAUUACACUUGUUUUGGAGAUUGCAAGGCAUGCAGUCUGCAGAUCAGCUGCUCUUCUGUGCACACCACUUCUCAAAGACUAGCCUGAAGACUUCUCAGCAUUCUUUGCCUGUAGUAGACAGGAAGCGAGAGACUACUGUACUUCCUGUCCUGAGACUGUGAAUAAAUUUGACUUGACACCAAAAAUCUUUUUUUUUAUCAUUUCAUUUGAAUCACCUCUCUCUCUCUCUCUCUCUCUGUCCAUCUUUCUCUUCAUACAUGGACAUGUGCAUCAGUUUCCAUUUUCACUUCCCUGACAAGCUUAAGCCUGUCUUUCACAAAAGCAACUUUCUGUCAGCUCGCCAGGCUAUUUUAAUUUUUUUUUUUUUAACAGGCCUGUCUCUUGCAAGUGUGACAAAAACGAAACACCCUCCCCUUCCCCUUUUGGGUUUUGCUUUUUGUGAAGGCACACAUUUUGUAAGAGUGAAUUUUCCACUUGCAGCAGCUGUGCCCAUUUCAAGCAUGUAAAAAAAAAGGGAGGGGGGUGUAACAGUGACAGAAAAAAAGAACGUGUUAAUUUUAAAAUGUCUUUAGCCAUGUCAGACUUGCUCAAUGCAGUUCAUUACAAUCAGUAGAACUGUUCUCAUGAGUCACUGAGAGAAGGUGAGAGGUGUUUUAUAGUAGUAUCUGAAAGGCUUGACAGAAUAUAUAAAAUAUGUGUCAGUGUACAUUGAAUAAACACAUAUGAGCUA
Messenger RNA from Neoarius graeffei (lesser salmon catfish), 2915 nucleotides. It is a transcript of the gene rbbp8nl, whose product is annotated as retinoblastoma binding protein 8-like. Gene Ontology annotation, biological process: DNA double-strand break processing involved in repair via single-strand annealing; double-strand break repair via homologous recombination. The coding region runs from base 263 to 1969 and encodes 568 amino acids. Gene Ontology annotation, cellular component: site of double-strand break. The transcript is spliced from 15 exons. The record is from RefSeq and is a predicted model, not a curated record. Lineage: Eukaryota; Metazoa; Chordata; Actinopteri; Siluriformes; Ariidae. Gene Ontology annotation, molecular function: double-stranded DNA binding; double-strand/single-strand DNA junction binding; damaged DNA binding.